UUUUGCUGAGUGUGCACGGCCGCUGCUGAUCACUCUAAUGUUGCCGCUUAUCCCACCGCUGUCGCCGCCACCACCGCUGCCGUUUAAAGGGCAGUAGUGCUGAAUCAUCACCGCCCGGGUCUCGGUACGCUCCGCACCGGCACCCGGUCGGGUCGCUCGAACCGCCACGCACCGCCGACCAACCGGUGAUUUCAUAAUAGCACAGACAAAGGGGGGCAGGCUGCGAGCGGCUGUCAAGCUUAAAGAGAGAAGCCAUGUGUCGGAAUUGGAGGACCGAGCCGGGACGCUGCUACCGCCGGGGAUUCCCUCGUUGCGCUGCGGCCACACGGCUACAUAUUUAGAAAGUGUCCCAACUUAGCGCGCCGGUGACCGUUAGCUUCCCCCGGUAGUCCGCGCUCCGAGCAGCGGCAGCGGUGGACACACAAACUGGACACUGUUCAGGUCUGUUCAGAAGAGCAAGGCUCUUGUGGCAUGACGACGACUAACAAAGGAAAUAAAGCCUUGAAGGUGAAGCGUGAGCCAGGUGAGAAUGGCACCAGCCUCACAGACGAGGAGCUGGUGACCAUGUCGGUGCGGGAGCUGAACCAGCACCUGCGGGGGCUCUCCAAAGAAGAGAUCCUGCAACUGAAACAGCGGCGGCGCACCCUGAAGAACCGGGGCUACGCCGCCAGCUGCAGGGUGAAGCGGGUCACCCAGAAGGAGGAGCUGGAGAAGCAGAAGGCCCAGCUGCAGAAGGAGGUGGACAAACUGGCCAACGAGAAUGCGUCGAUGCGCGUCGAGCUGGACGCUCUUAGGUCUAAGUAUGAGGCGUUGCAGACCUUCGCCAGGACUGUGGCCCGAAGCCCAACUGUCGGGGUCGGCGUCAGGGCUGGAGGGGAGGAGGAGGAGCAGGAGGUGGGGUGGCGUCAUCGGUCCAUCGGCCCGCUCAUACCAGGGAAGGUGGCGACGGCGACGAGCGUGAUUACAAUAGUGAAGUCAAAACAGAUGCACGGUCUUGAGGGAAGUGAAGAUAGAUGAGGUGUAUCAGGAUGGAGCUGAGCUGCAUCAGACUAAUUCUUCUCUGCUGGCCUCCCUCUCCUCCACCUGCGCUGACUUCAGACAGCUGGGCAGUCUCACUACAUCGCCUCAGCAUGUUCCUGUCACCCGUCUCACAUCAGUGCAGAUGAAGGAAAGAAUUGAAGCAGAGGAGGAUUAUUGAGUCUAUAAACAGGCAAGCCCUUGAGCAAGGUUACAUAGGGUUCUUAUUGUCACUAAAAGCCAGGAAAUGUCAAAGAAUUUGAAAAAAAAUCUUGAAAAAUGCACAAAACACUUCAGAAAAAUCUGCAAUUUUGUUUGGUUUUCAUUUAAAUCAGUCAAAUUUUCUGUGUAGAGUUUUACCGCUGGUUGUUUGCCUAAAUUGUGGCAUUAAAGUUAGAUGUGUCAACAAAAGCUCUAAAAUGUACGUUUGAUAUGUAUUUUUAGAUUGGUUAUAAAAAUUCCAUUGUUCUGAUUCACACAUGAUUUUACCUGCUGGUUUCAGUGGCUGCAGAGAAGCUCCAUCUUGUUCUACCUCGCCAAGAACUUUUUCAGAAAAGUACUAUAGAAAAAUAUAUAUUAUACAAUGGUGGUAACUGUAUUUCUACUGUUUUGUACUGUGUUGUCAUUCACAUGAGGUCCAAGGUGUAUUCUCUGUGUGUGAAUUGUUAUAUAUCAGGAAUUCUGUGAAAUUCUGUGGCGCGUGUUCGUUUUGGUAUCGCUAUAUUUAGUUAGCUGUAUUUUUUUCUACGGCCUCUUCACUUUCGAUGUCUCGCUUUCUCUUAAACUUAUUCUUUCUCUGUCCUUCCAUUUUUUCAAUUCCAACUGGCUUCCUUUAUUACAUACAGUACUUCCUGGAUUUUACAGAACGACGGGGAAGAGCAAUUGAUAUUUACAAAAAAAGAAGAAACAAAAUGCAACAUAUAAAGGAAAAAGAAGCAAAGUUAUUCAAGUUACCGACUUUAGUGUGUGAGAAUUUUCAGGGAAAUGGUCGUUUGAACACCAGAGCUGAAUGAAGAUAAACACUGUCUUCUGUCUGUUUGCGUUCCGCUCAAAAGUUUAUUCAUUAAAUUUGGAAGGGCAAGUGCCUUGGUCUCCUAAUUAUAUGCACCAAGAAGAAGUCAAGAGGACAUGAGGAAUUGUGGAAGGAUGGCGGAGAUUCAGUGCAGGUGUUUACCUGUGCUUAAUCGUAAACACCGACCCAUCAGGAAUUAGGUCGUAGCAGCAUUUAACUGUCGCUGUGCGUUGUUGUACGAGCUGUGUAGUCGCCAUCAGGAUUAUUCAUAAUAAUAAUAACACUCAUUUAUGUGACUCGGCAGUUCAUUUACUUAAAAAAAAAAAAGCGAAAGGAUGUGCAAAACAGCAGCUUCUAUUAAUUCUCAUUUUUAUGUGCACAGAUAGAAAGUUGAUGUUCAGUUAUGACGAAAAAGUCCAUAAAUCUUUUUAUUUGGUUCAAAUGGAAACAAAUUUGAUUGGCUGCUGACUCAAAAAUUAGGUUACAGCUCAAAUCACAUCACUUUAUGUUGCAUUCCUUUUGCUUUUAACCACAAAAUGUGAUCACUGACAGUAUGUUCAACAAAGAUAUUUCUCUGAAUUUCCAGUCACACAAAUGGGCUGUCAUUUCAUGCGGGCUUUACCAUAAAAGUAGUCUUAUGUGGUGUUCUGUACUCAAGAAUCUUUGUCUACGUAUGGUGGAGUCUGGAAUUUUAUAAGACAAUUAUCUUUGCAUUGUUUGUAACGACAUGUAAAAAAGGUAUAAUGAAAUCUGUUUGAUAUACAGUAUCUCUCUAUUUUGCAAUUGUACCAAAAGUGGCUUAACUACUGAAUAGCUUUGUUUUUUCUCUAGUGACUAGGCACGUGUGUGUAACCGUGAACUAGCGUGUGGUGUGCUGUGUAGGUAUGUGACGAGGUAAUAUAACGUCACUAUUUCAUGGAUAUGACUUUGAUCCGCGUUUGAUUUCAGGCCGAAGCGGGUGAUGACACAGUUGGUAACUGCACUCUUUCUCUCAUCAUAAAAUCUUUGUCCUCCCGGCCCCAUCACUCAGCUCCAGUGCGGCAGACGUGUUGGAUCGUUUGUUAAACUGCACUUAUGAGUUAUGUUUUUGAAGAAGUUCACUUUGGCUGACCCAUUUUACAUACUUCUGAACAGGCGUUUGCGUCUUUAUUUUGGUCCUUGCAGCGCUCACGGUGUUCAUUGUCGCAGAUAAACUGGCCGAUGAGAUGAGGAAGUGUUUUGGUUAACCUCACAGGCUUUGUUGUUUUGUGUAUUCAGGUCAUCUGGCAAGGUGACCAGAGAAGGGAAACUCAACCAUAGGCCUCUAUGGCUGCAUCACGCCCACUCCUAUAACUUAUUUUUGUCGCGAGUGAUGAAGAUGUUUUGUUUUUUGCUGUGUAUAUUUAGUGUUGUUCAUGUUGUAUUUGUUUGUUAACUCUUCUGGAGGUGUCAGGGAAGUGAAAUAACAUUUGUAUAUGGUCUUUUAUGAAGUGUAAAAAUGUUUUGUUAUUUAAUGGUCUAUCAAAGAGUGAGGUUUACGUGGGAGUACAAUUGCCUCAAACAUUUUUUAACCUGAUUUAAAGUUAGUCAUUUACUGAAAUAGGAGCAAUUUGCAUAAUAAAAGCUUUGCAGACAUGCAGCCUUUUACCUGAAACCGCUACUUCUCCACUGUGAAGAAAAAUGGGUUAGCUAGCCUACUGCUGUGCAGUUACUAAGAUUAGUAAGGUGUUGUCAUCUCUACAGAACAUUAAUAUAAAACAGAAUUUGAAAACACAUGGGUAGAUAAGUGGGUUUGAGAUUUAAAAAUAUUGUUUGUCCAUAAUCUUUACAUUGGUAACCGUUUAGUUAAACAAGAGAACGUCACAUAACUUAUCACAGGAGUAUACCCAGAGGUAUUCAGCUACAAGCAGUUUUAGGUAUUACACCCAGUAUAUGUAUGUGUUUGCUUCAUAACUAAAAAAAAACCACGUCCUGUUUUGUAUGGGCUGAAUGCCACUAUUGGUAUUUUAAAAUAUAUUUUCUUUCUCUCUCUGUCACUCUGUUGCUUCUGUCUGUUUCUUUAUUGAAAGAUGUUUUUCUGUUGUUCACUGGCUGAUCCUGUGUGGUCGCUUAGAUAUAUAAUAGGAAGAAACACGACUUGUGUUGAGACUAGGUUGUGUCAAACUGUACGACUGUAUGUGCCACUGUCGAACAAUAUGUUUAAUCCUACUCUGUAUUUUUUAUGCUCCUCUACUUUAAAAAAGGAUGCAUACUGUGUAAACGUAAACGUGUCAACAUGGUGGCUGCUGUUAAAUAGACAUAUCUAAUUAUGCAAACUGUGUAGGGCAAAAUUAGAACUCCUGCCGCACAGGAGCAGUGAUGCUAUUGUAGUCGUUUUGUCAAGUUGUCUGUUUUAUAAUUGCAGGUACAAUGUGAUGUGACAAGGUUAAAGAGCUAAUAUACAGUGUGUUUAGCAUUUUAUGCCCGGUUAUAAAUGCCAGUGCCAGUUUGCCUCUGUUUAAAUUUGGCUUAUGUGUUGUGGCUUACCCAGUUUCACUCAACAGUUAACUGUGAAAACAUCAAAUCAUCUAGUGUUUUUAGUUUAAUUCAUUUCCAACUGAAUGCAAACUACAAUGUAGCUGUCACGUAAGGCCUCCAGUCGAGCCGAAGAAUUGGGAUUUUUGUCUUCCAGACUUUUUAGUGGUGUGAAGCGGUGUGUACACAAAUGAGGCCGAACAUUACAGAAGUUUAAUCCUGAUUUUCCCUCAGCAGACACGAUCAGCUGACGGCACUGACCUUCAGUGAUGAUCAGACAGGGCAGCUUGGUGGCUUUCCAUAACACAUUUUAUGAGCUUUAAGACAUGCUGACCUUAUUUUCCGCUGCCUGUGAAGGGGUCAUACCCCCUCUUAUGAUAAGGCAUUUCAUCACAAACCCGAGCAACCACUUAAACCGCUUCCAUAAAUAUUUUACAGAGGCAGAAGGAGUGGUGGAGACACGUCUGAUAAAACCUACUUAACUUGUCCGAUCCCUUCUUACAAAUGGUCUGUGAGUUAAUUCAGCAGCCUACCAGGCCCGUCCUCACAACACCUUAGAAGACACAAAUCAUUAACUCCUUAUCUUGCUGCUUGGCCAAUCGGUAUGCAGCCAUUCAGUUGUUUUCCCGUCUAGUGAAUCACACCACUGGACUCUAAAAGCCCUUUCACCCACUGCUGAUCCAGAUCGAUGAGAGUAAAUGAACCAAGGAUUCCUUUGAUCGUUUGUUUGGUGUUUCAUCAAUAAUGUUAGUUUUGCCUCCCAAGUUACCCCAUCUGCUGCUCCCUCUGCCGCUCACAUCGGCUGUACGACGUCUAGUGAAAAAUAAUCUCACACAGAGUUCAGGUAUCACAUCACAUUAGCUGAUUUUUGUUGUUGUUGUUGUUACUGUGACAGUCUUCCUCUUUAAUUUUACUCUUGAUGACAUUAUUUUUUCAAACCACUUUGUCCACUGGUGAGCAUUCAGCCAGGUCGCUCAUGAGAGCUGGGAUUUUUUCUUUGUGUUUCUCGAAGUAUAUAAUGGUCAGUUUAAAGCUAUAGAAAAGUAGUGAGUUUGUGUGAAUAUGGUGUAACCUAUUCAGAAAAGCCCUUGUAAUAGGAAAUUCUGUGUUUUGUAAUAUUUCUGUAUGGGGUGUAAUAAAUUAUUCUACGACAGUACUUUCUAUGGGAAAAUACUUAAAAUGUGACAGUCUUUGUAAGUAUUUAUCUUCAACUAAAUUAUUGUUCUUUUUUUGCAAUUUGUAGAUAGUGAUGAUGACAAGGUAUUGGUAAUCAUGAAAUUAACUGUUUCAUCAUCGGGUCCGAUGCAUCUUUUAAUUUAUUGAUGUAUAUACUGUACGUUUGUUGAUAAACAGCUUACUUUAUUUUGUAUAUGACCAAUAAACAUGUUUAAAA
Molecule: messenger RNA, 5915 nt
Organism: Acanthochromis polyacanthus (spiny chromis)
Lineage: Eukaryota; Metazoa; Chordata; Actinopteri; Pomacentridae
Gene: mafgb
Product: v-maf avian musculoaponeurotic fibrosarcoma oncogene homolog Gb
Exons: 3
Coding region: 472-1017 (181 amino acids)
Biological process (GO): regulation of transcription by RNA polymerase II; regulation of epidermal cell differentiation
Cellular component (GO): nucleus
Molecular function (GO): RNA polymerase II cis-regulatory region sequence-specific DNA binding; DNA-binding transcription factor activity, RNA polymerase II-specific
Source: RefSeq, a predicted model, not a curated record